GAUAGGAAUGACAUAUAUAUACAUAUACAUGUGAAAUGCGGCACCUUUUCAAAUCAAAGCUCUAAUGUUUUACAUGCAAUAAGCUGCAGCUACAUUGACGGAAUGAAGGUCCGAGAGGUGAGCUUAGGUGGAGAAACAACGUCAUUGAAACGACGUUCUGAAUGAGGGGCAAAGAGCUCUUUGAUGUUGAGGUAUAGAAAGCAUCUCUUAUUUGUAAAAUAUGAGAAGCUUCAGCACAACUACCUUACCACGGCAUUAAGGUAGAGUCAAUUUAAAUAUGGCCGAACAAGAUACACAUGCUUCUCAUUUUGGAGGUCAUCCUAUUCCUACUGGGAAAGUAACAGAGAGGGUCUCGAGAUGGAAUUUGGCAGGUCUAGGCAAGGCAUCGACAAAUAAUACUUCCAACUCUGCCGUCUCGGAACAAGAUCGCUUUGGAUCCAACUCCUCUAUUAUUCCACCAUGGAAUCCACAGGUUAAUGCUACAGCAAUUGGUCUACUCCAACGUAGUUUUCUCCCCGCCUUAACCACCAACACAACUCUCUCACUCAUCUCCUACACCAUCGCUCGUCUCACAAACCGACUCGAUCUCAAAGAUAUCCUCUGGCCACUCGGCCCCCUCAUCACUUCCUGGACCCUCGCCCUCGAACGCCACAACUUCGACAUAUCGCAAACAUGGACCCAUCUCGCCUACCCCCAAAAACUCAUCAUGGCAGGUCUCACAGCCUGGUCUCUGCGUCUCUUCUACCGCAUCACAUCGCGAGCUAUCUAUCGCGGUGAGGACGACGCGCGCUAUGCUUCUUUACCGAAAACGAGAAGCUUUUGGAAUAAAACACUCCUUUCGACUUUCUUGCCAGAAGCACUUGUGCAAUCUGUUAUUGCGCUUCCGUUUGCGAUGAGUUUGGCGGCGCCUGAGGUGCUUAUUGGAAAUCAACCACUUCCUGGUAAUCCGGGUUGGCAAGUGGCUAAUGCGGCUGGGGUAUUUCUUUUCACAGCGGGGUUUGCUUUCGAAGCGGGUGCGGACUGGCAGUUAGAGAAUCAUAAAAAUGAACGAACGGUAGGGCUACUGAGAGAUGGUGUUUGGAGCAUUGUUAGACAUCCUAACUAUCUGGGAGAUGCACUUAUCCAUGCUUCUUUCCCGCUUAUUCUCUACGGAGCCGGAAUCUUUCAUCCUCUCAUGCUUCUGGCACCGCUUGCGAACUACGCUUUUUUGAGGUAUGUAGGAGGAGAUGGACAGAAUGAGAAGAGUCAGGAAGAGAGGUAUGAGGAGAGAGAUUUGAAAAAAGCAAAGGAUUUGAAGAGCUACAAGAUGGAGAAGAAUAGUUUUUGGCCACGUGUAGAGGAGUGGAAGAAUGAAUGGGCUUGGAUUGUUGUAGGGACAGGUGUGGUGGGUGUGCUUGGUGAGUGGAGUGUGAGGAAGUUUUUGUAGGUGGUAAUGGGGGGAAUGGAUGUUUUAUAUGUGGUUGUGUUGGAUGAGGAAUCUGGAGGGGGUUAUGUGUAAGAUUGUGUAUGAAUUCAAGAGUAGGUACUUUCCUGGCUUUGUAAUUGUUUAAUUUAAUAAAUGUAUAAACGGAGUAAUGUAUCAUUUCUUAAAGGAACACUCACAUACAUCUAAUAAAUAUACUGAAUAUGAGUACUUGCA
Molecule: messenger RNA, 1639 nt
Organism: Botrytis cinerea B05.10
Lineage: Eukaryota; Fungi; Ascomycota; Leotiomycetes; Helotiales; Sclerotiniaceae
Exons: 3
Coding region: 278-1426 (382 amino acids)
Cellular component (GO): membrane
Source: RefSeq, a predicted model, not a curated record